Molecule: messenger RNA, 2226 nt
Organism: Gadus macrocephalus (Pacific cod)
Lineage: Eukaryota; Metazoa; Chordata; Actinopteri; Gadiformes; Gadidae
Gene: pdcd4b
Product: programmed cell death 4b
Exons: 12
Coding region: 151-1581 (476 amino acids)
Biological process (GO): negative regulation of DNA-templated transcription
Cellular component (GO): nucleus; cytosol
Source: RefSeq, a predicted model, not a curated record
AACACAGAUGUACGUGCUAGAAGUUGCUGGGUAGAAAAAACGCUUAUAGAACAGAGUUCGGAGCUCCCUUGGACAGCAAGACACGGUAUCAUCCGAUAUUCCCUGAUCGCACAAAGUUGCUCUGCCAAACACAUUUUUAUUUUUCUAAACAUGGCAACUGACUGCGAGGCCUGGCUGAACGCGAACCCCGUCGAGGCUGACGACCUCAGCGACUCCUUUCUGUCUGGGGAAGAGGAGAACGGAGGAGCCGUGCCCUCCAGCAAAAACAUCAACGCGGCAAACAACGAGAUCAAUGGCAACUGGAUGGCCUCCAGCAACAGCCUGCACGAAGCCCGCCUGAAGGCCAAGGCCAAGCGGAGGCUGAGGAAGAACUCGUCGCGGGACUCUGGGAGAGGGGACUCUCUGAGCGAUGGCGGAGACCCCGGCAAGGGCUCAGGAGUGGGCUCCACCAGCCCCAAGAGCAAGCUGCUGGACAGGAAGUCUCGCCUUGGCAAGGGCCGAGGCCUGCCAAAGAAAGGUGGGGCGGGAGGAAAGGGGGUAUGGGGUCGGUCCGGUGAGGUUUAUGAACCGGUUCAGGUGGAUUCCAAGGACCCCAACUACGACGGAGCUCAGGAAAACUGUGUGUAUGAAACCGUGGUCCCCCCGCUGGAAGAGAGGGACUUUGGGAAGACCGUCACUCCGAUAGUGCAGGAAUACUUUGAGCACGGAGACACGAAUGAAGUGGCGGAGCUGCUGGGGGAGCUCAACCUGGGUCCCAUGCGGAGCGGGGUGCCCAUGUUGGCAGUGUCGCUGGCCCUGGAGGCUAAGGCCAGCCACCGGGAGCUCACCUCCAGGCUGCUGGCGGACCUGUGUGGGCCCGUGCUGACCUGCGGCGACGUGGAGAACGCCUUCGACAAACUGCUGUCCGAGCUGCCGGAGCUGGUGCUGGACACCCCCGGAGCCCCCCAGAUGGUUGGCCAGUUUAUUGCUCGUGCUGUGAAAGAUCAGAUUCUGUCCAAGAGUUACAUCGAGGGCUAUAAAGGCAAAGUCGACUGUGAACAUGCAAGGGCCGCACUGGACCGUGCCGCGGUGCUGCUGAGGAUGAGCAUGGGGGGUCUGCGCAUAGACAACCUGUGGGGCUCGGGUGGGGGCCAGAGAGCCGUCACAGAACUCGUCAAAGAGAUGAAUCUGCUGCUGAAGGAGUAUCUCUUAUCUGGGGACGGCAAGGAGGCCGAGAGAUGCCUGAGAGAGCUGGAGGUGCCACACUUCCACCAUGAGUUUGUCUACGAGGCUCUAGUCAUGGUCCUGGAGUCCAAAGGAGAGAAGACGUUCAAAAUGGUUCUGCUGUUGCUGAAACGUCUUUGGGUGUCCACGGUCAUAACAGUGGACCAAAUGAGAAGGGGUUAUGAAAGAGUUUACAUGGACAUUGCCGAAAUCAACAUAGACGUGCCCAGGGCGUACUUCAUUCUGGAGCUGUUUGUUGACAAGAGUUUCAGUGCAGGUGUCAUCGAUAAAAACCUAAGGGACAUUUGCCCCUGUCGGGGCCGUAAGAGAUUUGUGAGCGAGGGAGAUGGAGGAUGCCUGAAGCUUGAGAGCUUUUGAAGAGUUAUGUGCCAGAUUUCCCCCGCAGAUAAAAGCUACCGAUCUCUUAAAACAUAUUUUGUCAUAAUGGUUGGUUAGAAAAACGUGGACUACUGUUAAGUGUUAUUUCUGAAAAAUGGAGGUGAGGGUAAAAAUAAAAGGCACUUUCUAUUGAAGGUGAAGACCUUUUUAAGAACUUUUCCUACACAUGUUUUCAAUAUAAUUAUAUACCUAAUAUGUAAGCUAACACUUAAAGUGCCACAACGGAGUUCAUGUCAUUCCAUGUCGUUUUGUAAAGCAUUGAUUUCACUCCCACUCAUUUUCUAAAAGCAUUGUUUGUACAGAAAUUCCUGUUUGUUUAAAGAGCUGUAUAGGGUGAUUGUGUCUGUGUGUGUGGGGGGGGGCUUAUUUCUUUAAAGCAAUACCGCCCUCUAAUGGCUGCUGCUUCGUUGCAACGCUUGCUUUAUCAUUUUCCCUCUACUCCUUAAAUCCGACAACGCCAGUUUCAAAGCAACAACGUUAUAAACGAGCACGGUCUAUAGGAAAAAAGGUUAGUUGGGAAGAAUCCAAAAAAAAGUGUCCAGAGUGUCUAUUUUUAUAUUUGGGGAAUACUGGUGUGUGAGUUGUACCAAGUCAAGCCCGGCUUCUUAUUUGUUCAAUAAAUUG